This is a messenger RNA of Hemiscyllium ocellatum (epaulette shark), 847 nucleotides long. RefSeq lists its product as uncharacterized. NCBI's taxonomy places the organism in Eukaryota, Metazoa, Chordata, Chondrichthyes, Orectolobiformes, Hemiscylliidae. The coding region runs from base 213 to 839 and encodes 208 amino acids. The transcript is spliced from 6 exons. The record is from RefSeq and is a predicted model, not a curated record.
UCUCAAUGGAGGGACUCCACCUGAAGUGCUGAUCAGGAAAUCGCUCCCAUCCGAUCCCUCCAUCUCAGCACUGAGGGCGGGUCCUCAUUGGAAAGCCAACAGGAAACGUGUCUCCUUCCCCAGCCUGUCCCCAUCUCCCACCGCGUCGACUGACCGGGGAGGGACAGAGACAGAGACUGAGACGCAGCGUGGGACAAGGGGACAAUCUGCAAAUGAAUCCGAACCCAAACACCGGGGAUUGUAAAGCCUUGGCAGGGUUCCAUGACGUCUGCUGCAGUACGGUAAUGUGGGCCGCGUUUGCUGCGACCGGGAUUCUCCUCAUCCUGUCCAUGAGCUGUAACAUCCUUUGCUGCACCCGGAACUACAGGAAAGACCCCACCUCACGGUUCCUACCCCGCCUACGGAGGAGUUUCAGCUUCAAGUCGAAAGGAGUCGAAGACAGUCCAGUCUACGGGAACAUCAGCUACAUUUACAAUGAAAGGGAAUCACAGAGUGACGGGCACGGACCCAGGACGGGCGCUAAGGGCCUCACUCCGGGACACCUCUGCUAUGCCAAACUGGAGCUGCCCUCGUCCCGGGAGCAGGGGGCCCGGAGUCCGGCGCUGACGCCGUACUCCGAGACCCUGCCCAUGUUGAAGAUCAGCCGGGCCGGGGGAGCAGCCAAACCGCACCGGCACAGGGGGACGCCGGGGGAAGGCUCCCUCUGCCGCACCGUGCCCCAGUUCCCGGACAGCGCGACGCUGGAGAACGCAGACCUGUACAGCUCAGUGCGGGCGGGCUCCCCAGGGGGGCGGACGGACCACCAGCAGUACGCCAACAAAGCAACUCUGUCAAUCUAGUAAAACUG